CUCACCCCCUUUCUGGCUGCUCCCGCCGGUCCAGGCUCCGAGCCCGGAAGUGGAUAUUGCGGCUCGGCUAAGAGGACGAGGGGGAGGGGGAAGUACUUCCGGGGAAACGGGCCCCGGGUUGGUGUUUGUAAACUUGCCUCGGUCCCGGCAGGGCAGCGACGGCCACGGGGUUGGCACGGUGCGCUGGGACCUGGAGGAGGCGCCGCGCGGCGGGGGAGACUGCGAGAGGCCGCGCCUGGCAGGUUUCUGAAACAGAUCGUGAACUUCAACGAGAGGAUUCAGUUGGAAAAUCAAGACUGGCAAGCUUUUUCUUCAGACCAUAGGCAGGAUCCAGGCAGAGUCCAGGGAUUCUUGGAACACCCAUCUUCCCCUUGGAGGACACUAAGCUCUGUCUGAAGACAAAGGCAAUUCAAUAUGGCAGCAGGACUGAAGGGACAUGAAGGAGUUGUUACAGUGAUUUGGUGACAGUUCUUCAAACAACAGUGUCUUAGGAAAGGUGGAUUGAGAAACUCCUGAACUUUUGGGUUGCAUAAGUGAGAAAUCAGCAUGGCUCAGGUAAAAAGCUAUAGAAUCCUCCUCCUUCAAGAUCACUGGGAAGCGUGUUUGCAGUUUCACUCUUGAAUGCUGUCCUAGUCAACAUAUUGACCAACCCAGUGAGCCAAGCUCUGUAUUAAGCACCAGGGGGAGAUCUAGAGGAAGGAAAGGAGACAGGCCACAGCCCCUGCCUUCAGGGAGCUUCCAGUCAAAUGAAGGAGGCAAGUCUCCUGGCUUGUGAAGGCCUAGCAGGUGUGAGUUUGGUUCCCACUGCAGCCAGCAAGAAGAUGAUGCUGAGCCAGAUUGCCAGCAAGCAGGCCGAGAAUGGAGAGCGGGCAGGUAGCCCUGAUGUGCUGAGGUGCUCGAGUCAGGGCCACCGAAAAGACAGCGAUAAGUCCCGUAGUCGCAAAGAUGAUGACAGCUUGGCUGAGGCCUCUCAUUCAAAGAAGACUGUUAAAAAGGUGGUGGUAGUGGAACAAAAUGGUUCUUUUCAAGUAAAGAUUCCCAAAAAUUUUAUUUGUGAACACUGCUUUGGAGCCUUUAGGAGCAGUUACCACCUCAAGAGGCACAUCCUAAUUCAUACUGGUGAGAAGCCAUUUGAGUGUGAUAUAUGUGAUAUGCGCUUCAUCCAGAAAUACCACCUGGAGCGUCACAAGCGUGUGCACAGUGGCGAAAAGCCCUACCAGUGUGAACGGUGUCAUCAGUGUUUUUCUCGGACAGAUCGAUUACUCAGACACAAACGGAUGUGCCAAGGGUGCCAGUCCAAGACUUCCGACGGGCAGUUUUCUCUAUAGGCGCAAGGGGUCCUGGGUGGUGGGAGUGAUCAGAAGAAUUUACCGAAGAGCGCACCCCCUCUGGUCUGAUGGUCCCACCACCACCCCAUCUGUACCUGUCCCCCUCCUGGAGGAGUGGACCCAGGAGACCAGAAGAGUGCAUCAGGGGACAGCAGCCUCAGAGCCUCAGCUCUGUAAAUAAUCUGAGACUAUGAGUAUCUCGGGGAAGUUCCUACAGCAUUCCUGGGUAGGGAAGCUAGUCCCUGGACCCUUGGCUGAGGUUAUAGGUGGGGACUCAAGGUACAGGACCAAGACUGGUGUGGCUCCCACAACCUUGGACUCCAGCUGGCAGCUGAAAUGGAAAGGAUUGGGGAGAGGGAUUUGUUUGUUUGUUCUAUUCUUGUUUUUGUUUAUUCAAAAGCAAUUUUAGCAGGUACACUGUGGAUAAAGGUAAUAUGGAGGCAUAGAGCCCUGGUCAAAGCAGGGACUAUGGCUGGUCCAGCCCUCCCCAAAACUGAGUUUUUAGUUGCAGUUGAUCCUCAGUGUUCUGCAGCCCUGCACCUCACCUCCUGUUUGAAGGAGAGUAGGAUCAGGGAUGGCAGCUGAGCUUACUUUGGCCUCCUUAUACACUGUAGGGACAGAAGGAAGAAUGGUGAGAGGAGCAGACGAGGGCUGGGUCCAACCGGAGUGGACAGGUACCUCUGAUUUCCUUCGGGAAAGAGCAAGAAUUGUGCCCAGGGCUGAUGUAAUGGCCCAGGCCACACUGGUACCUAAUGGGGUCAGCUCAAGUGCCUUUUGGAGGAAACUUGGGUGAGAGUGGCCCAUGAAGCCCUUCCGUGCCCCUUUUGGGCACUCCAUCUUGGACAUGGUUUGUGGCUACCUCGCUGCCAUUGACUCCUGAGCCAGACAAAGGUGUCGAGCAGGUAGUCAUGGAUAUCAAAGUGGGCUCUCUCUCCUUGUGCCCUCUUAGGAACAACCCGAGACUAGUCCCAAGUUGGGCAACAACUGUUCAAGAAACAAAGGAGUUUGGUGUCCCCUAACAUGACUGUUGAGCAGUGUGAGCUGCUUUCCCUGCCCAGUCCUAUCACUGUAUUCAGGUAAAGGAGAUAGGGGUGUGGCUUUUGGUCCCAAAGAACAAGAUCUUGACUUCCUUCUUAAUGGCCAUCCCUACCCGACAAAGAAUGCAGGGGAGGGAGGUGCUGCAGAGAAAGGACUGAGGAGGAAACCUUUUGUGGGUUUUAUUGUUAACUGUAUUCUUUGCUCCUCUCUGCCCCAACACCACCACCUUAUCUGCCCCCAAAAAAGUGAUCAGGGGUGUGUGUGUGUGUGCGUGCGCACGUGUGCAUGAGUGUGUUCAUUCACAUGUGUGCUUGUGGUUGUAUGCUUGGAGAUGGCAUAUUAUUGAGCCAAACCCUUUUCUGGCCCUCAACUCAGGGGAGGAUGACAUAAAGCAGCCCCCACCACCACCACCAUGAAGGGUGCUUGGGGUCCCAGCAAGAGCUGAGGAACUCAGUUUGGGGGACUGAAGGGCUUUGUUUUGGAGGGAGUUUUUUAGAUUGAUUUAACAGGCUGGUUAGGGUGUUUAACCCAAGCCAGAGCUUGUGAACAUGAAUUUUCUAAAGUGAAAUAAGAAACCCUUUUCCUGCUAUGGAAGGUUCAGGGGGUUGAUUGACCCCCACUGUGGCCUGCCCUGACCUGUUGGGGGAGUAAUCAUGGCAUAAUCCUGGAUGCUUGGUGAACCUGACCAAGGUGUCAGUGGGGAUCUGAGAUGGCAACUCCGGGAAGUGUGAUUUCAUUUCCUCCAAAAUGUAGGGAACAGCAGCAGAAAAUUCCUAGCUGUUACCUAAUCAGGAGGAGAUUGGGGCGGGGCGGGGGGUGGGGGGGUGAAGCGGGGGGCGUCCAUACCUCUGAAAUGUGAGGAUUCCAGGGAAAAAGAAAGGUGUGGCACCUUUCAGAUUUUCCCUGAUGGCACCUGAGAUCCUUUGGGAGAGACAUUAGGGAAUGUGUUUGCCACCUGUGCUCUUCUAGCUUUAUGUCGGCACUUCCAUUUGAUAGGGUCCAGAACCUAGACCUCGGUCCUUGGAGCUGCCCUGUUGUCCCUGCAAGCAGGUUAUCUUCCUGUGUGUGAGUGAGCCCCUUUCCUGUUAGAGGGCUCUGCUGGGGCCAGAGUUGAUCAUUCACAUCUGGCAGUGUAUUCUCAGAAGGAGGCUACAUUCAGAAAACAGUUGUCCCAUGAGCACUUUUGAAAAUAGGAGGCUUUGUUCACUGUCACUUGCAGCUAAUCUGUGUAGAGUUGGGGUGUGGGUGGCUAGAGUCCCAGGAGUGACCUAUGCGCCUACGUGUAUGGACGUGUGCUUAGGUCAGAAUGUGCCCUGGCCCCCCACAGCCUCAGCCUUUUGCCUGGGUGGGUGGGAGAGAGGGAAUGUGUGAGCAGAUGUGUGAAGAACCGUACCGGAAGCACCCCUGCCAAGGAUUGGGUGUGGGGGAAACUCAGGAGCAGGUGGUUCGUUCAGUUGUCCAGGUGUUGAGGAUCUGGGGCCAGUGAUGUGUGAGGAGAAAGGAGCAAAGAGGUGAAAAGGAGUGAUUCAGCCCCCCCCCCCCCAGAGGGUCCAGGAGCCCCACUUACACCCCAGGGAAACCACAGCCUAAGAGCGCUUGCAGAGGCUCCUGGGCCCAACACCCCAGCCCUCCUUAGCUGGUGGGGCCUAGCACUGGACAGAUGCCUCAGGUGCGUGUGGAGUGAAGGGAAAGGGAGAUAGGGCAGGCUCUCAGAGACCAGGACAUGGAAUUUGGGGACCUGGGAAAGAGAGUAGCACCCGUUCCAGGUGGGCCACUGUACCAGGCCCUACUAGCCCUGCCCUGCACCCAUCUCUUCUCCGUCCACCCCCCUACAGCCUUUCAUCACUUAGCUACUGAUUGUGCCCCAUGGCUUGACAUUGGAGGGUUAAAUGAGACAUGGGGUCCCACCACAACUUCUAACCCUCUCCCCAGAUGCUCUUUGCCUCUGCUGCAGUCCUGGGGCUUUUAUCUUAACAAUCCCUCCUACUCUUCCUCUUUCCCUCCCACCUUCCCUCCCUCCCCCCCCCCACCCUUUUUUUUUUUUUUUAAUAUACUUAUUUUGCUAUUGGGGGAGGGGAAUAUCAAAUGAACAAGAUCACUUUUAAAUGGUAGUUUUUAUAAGAUGUUAUAAACUUGUAUCUUUUUACCAUUAAAGUGCAGUGUAUGUUCCUUCGUGAUAUAUUUAGGAUAUUUAAAUAAAAAGAAAAUGGGGCUUUUCUA
Neofelis nebulosa (Clouded leopard) is the source of this 4586-nucleotide messenger RNA. It is a transcript of the gene ZNF740, whose product is annotated as zinc finger protein 740. Gene Ontology annotation, molecular function: DNA-binding transcription factor activity, RNA polymerase II-specific; RNA polymerase II cis-regulatory region sequence-specific DNA binding. Gene Ontology annotation, biological process: regulation of transcription by RNA polymerase II. Lineage: Eukaryota; Metazoa; Chordata; Mammalia; Carnivora; Felidae. The coding region runs from base 747 to 1328 and encodes 193 amino acids. The transcript has 7 exons. The record is from RefSeq and is a predicted model, not a curated record. Gene Ontology annotation, cellular component: nucleus.